UUUACGCCAACCGCCGAGCACGGCUCUCUCUGGUAACUGAAUAGCCAGUGUAAUCUGACACUUCAACUUGCCGUGCUCUACGAUAGUUGAUUCAGUCACUCAGUCACAGCGUCUUCGGAGCUCUCACGUCCCCUUUGUGAAGGGAAGCGAGCGAGCGAGGGAAGCAUCGUAAACACGAGGUUUGGAGACACAGUACGCCGCUUUGCCACUGAGGUCCGAGCUCAAAAUCACCACUUAAGGAGAGGUCAGCGAGGGAUCCUGUGUGAGGAAUACAUGACGGGCGGGGUGGGGGAGGGGGUGGCGACCACAGCGGCACUACCACCGAGGUCAAGGUUCACACAGACUCGCUCUGUGAUUGAUGAGGAUUAAGAAACAGAUUUCGCCUAAUAGGAAACACAAGAACGUCCUCAUCCAAACUGAGUAAAAGAGCUCUUUAAUGGAGUCCCGAUAGAGACAUCAAGAUGAACACGUUACCAUCAAUGGACCGGCACAUCCAGCAGACCAAUGACAGGCUGCAGUGCAUCAAACAGCACUUACAGAACCCAGCCAACUUCCACUCAGCGGCCACAGAGCUGCUCGACUGGUGUGGAGAUCCCCGGGCCUUCCAGCGACCUUUCGAGCAAAGUCUCAUGGGAUGUCUGACGGUGGUGAGUCGCGUUGCUGCUCAGCAGGGGUUUGACUUGGACCUGGGCUACAGGCUGCUGGCUGUAUGUGCUGCCAACAGGGACAAAUUCACUCCUAAAUCUGCAGAAACCAGCACCUGCAGGAGAUGUCAGAGUGAUUCAGCCCUGCUGUCGUCGUGGUGCGAGGAGCUGGGUCGCCUCCUCCUGCUGCGUCACCAGAAGAACAGGCAGAACGAACCGCAGGGAAAAGUCCCCAUGCAGCCUAGCAUGAACAGCAUGAAGCCCGGCCUCACUCACAGUGAUGGCUCCUUUCCCUAUGACUCUGUCCCCUGGCAACAAAACGCUAACCAGCCCCCUGGGUCAUUGUCUGUGGUUACAACAGUGUGGGGUGUUACCAACACAUCACAGAGUCAGGUGCUGGGUAACCCAAUGGCAAACAACAAUAACCCAAUGAAUCCUGGGGGUAACCCAAUGUCGUCGGGCAUGUCUGGCAAUGCAGCAGGGCUUAAUUCACCCCAGUUCAAUGCUCAGCAGCAGCAGUUCCCAAAUAAAGGAGGUUCCAGCCAAUCAUACAUGCAGCAGAGCAUGUACAGCAGGCCUGGCUACCCUGCUGGUCCUGGAGGAUACAGUGGGAGUUACUCUGGAGGCCCAAAUGCACCGCCAGGAGGUAUGGGAAUGGCCUCCCACACACGUCCUCCUGGUGACUUCACCCAGCCAGCUGCUGCUGCUGCUGCUGCUGCUGUCGCUGCUGCUGCUGCUACCGCGACAGCCACGGCAACAGCCACUGUAGCAGCUCUGCAGGAAACCCAGAAUAAAGACAUAAACCAGUAUGGACAGAUGUGUCCGUCGUUCCAAAUGGGCCAUGCUCCAGCCUACAAUAGCCAGUUUAUGAAUCAGCCAGGCCCACGAGGUCCACCUGGGGGAAUGAAUCCAUCCAGCAUGGGAUCUGCCAUGAACAACCCUAAUAUGAGUGGGCCACCAAUGGGUAUGAACCAGGCUCGAACCCCAGGCAUGACGCCAUUUGGAGCUCACAGCCAGAGGAUGCCUCAGCAAGGGUAUCCCGGUGGACCUCGACAGGGCAUGCCCAUGCAGGGGAUGAAGAGGCCAUAUCCUGGGGAGGGAAGCUAUGGAGGUCAGCAGUAUGGGCCAAACAGUCAGUUCCAACAGCAGGGGCAGUAUCCCACAUCAAAUGCCUCCAGACCGCUGCCCUCUCCUAACUACCCCAGCCAGAGGAUGUCCGGGCAGCAGGGCCAAGGACAGUACCCACCUGGCAUGCCCAUGAGCCAGUACUAUAAGCAAGAGCCCUUCAAUGGUCAGGGCACCAACUUUUCCGGAGGUGGAUACUCUUACGGCCAAGGCAGCGGGCCCCCCAGGCCCGGUAACUACCCACACUCCCCGGUCCCUGGAAACCCUACACCUCCUAUGACCCCAGGAAGUAGUAUUCCUCCGUAUCUGUCGCCAAACCAGGAUGUGAAGCCCCCAUUUCCAGCCGACAUGAAACCAAAUAUGACAGCGCUUCCGCCCCCUCCAACUAACCCCAAUGAGGAGCUGCGGCUGACAUUCCCAGUCAGGGAUGGAGUGGUGCUGGAACCGUUCCGUUUGGAGCACAACCUGGCUGUCAGCAACCACGUCUUCCACCUUCGACCCUCCGUCCAUCAGACCCUCAUGUGGAGGUCUGACCUCGAGCUGCAGUUUAAAUGCUACCAUCACGAAGACAGGCAAAUGAACACCAACUGGCCUGCUUCCGUCCAGGUCAGUGUCAACGCUACGCCUCUCACCAUCGAGAGGGGAGACAACAAAACCUCCCACAAACCCCUGCACCUGAAGCACGUUUGCCAACCUGGAAGGAACACCAUUCAAAUUACGGUCACCGCGUGCUGUUGUUCCCACCUGUUUGUGCUUCAGCUGGUCCACAGGCCAUCUGUGCGUUCUGUCCUCCAGGGGCUCCUGAAGAAGAGACUCCUUCCCGCAGAACACUGCAUCACCAAGAUUAAGAGGAACUUCAGCAGCGUGGCAGCCUCGGCAGGCAACACUACUCUUAACGGGGAAGACGGCGUGGAACAGACGGCCAUUAAAGUGUCUUUGAAAUGUCCCAUCACGUUCCGACGCAUCCAGCUACCUGCACGAGGGCACGACUGCAAACAUGUUCAGUGCUUUGAUCUGGAGUCCUAUUUGCAGCUCAACUGUGAGAGGGGGACAUGGAGGUGUCCUGUGUGCAAUAAAACGGCAUUAUUAGAAGGUCUGGAAGUGGAUCAGUACAUGUGGGGAAUCCUCAAUGCCAUCCAAAACUCAGAGUUUGAGGAGGUAACUAUAGACCCCACGUGUAGCUGGCGACCUGUCCCCAUUAAGUCUGAGUUACACAUCAAAGAAGACCCAGACGCACCGCUGGCCAAGCGCUUUAAAACCAUGAGUCCGAGUCAGAUGACCAUGCCUAAUGUAAUGGAAAUGAUCGCCCAGCUAGGACCUGGGCCAGGACCUGGUCCAAGCCCAUACCCAACGCAUCCCGGUCAACAUGUCAGUGGCAACGGGGGAGAAUACGCUGGAACAGGCAACAGCUACCACAGCCAUGGGAAUUUUGACUUCCCUCACGGGAACCCCACCGGCAGUGGAGGAGGCGGAGGGGGUCCCCCUAUGAAUGAUUUCAUCCAUGGACCUCAGCUAUCCCAUCCCCCAGAAGGACCUGGUGGUCUCCUCCCGCAGGAUAAGCCCCUCAGCCACAGCAUGAAUGAUCCAAUGUCCCAUUCCGAUCAGUCCCAUAACUCCAUGCAGCAGCAGAGCUUGCAUGUGUCUCCCCACCCCGGCAGCCAAACAGGGCCGCCUUUACAUCACAGUGGCCAGUCAGGGCAGCCCUUGCAUCACAGUGGCCAAUCAUCGCACCCGCCUCGCCAGUCUCAGCCUCCGCCACAGCCUCAGCAUCCCGGGCAGAACAGUCACCCCCACAGCGAUCUGAACUUUAACCCCUCCUCAGAUGGGCAGAUGGGUCAGGGAGCCCAGGAUAUGCCUGAACCCUCCCUGGAUUUGCUUCCAGAACUCGCGAAUCCAGAAGAGUUACUCUCAUACCUGGACCCUCCCGACCUUCCCGCCAACAGCAACGACGACCUCCUCUCCCUUUUCGAGAACAACUAGUACUUCACCUCCCCCACAAACCCUCAUUCACCCGCAGGAGUCGUGAUGUGUCGGACCGCUCCGUCCACAGAUGCCUCGCGAACCUCCUGUUAACACUUCGAAACAGCUUUCUAUGCUUAUGCACGUCCACAUAAACAGAGAAUGUGGAGCAUAGGAGCACAGCUGAAAAAAAAAGCACCUGUUUGGGAACUCCGAGGGAGAGAGCAGGAAAGCCUCUCAUCCCCCCGCACUCCCUUCUUUUGCUUGUGCAAAGAUUCAACACACCAGUUCUGCCACCUCUGACUCAAAACACACCAUUUACAGCCAUGUUGGUGGGCACUAAAGUGAUUUUAUAUAUACAUAUAUAUAUAUGUGUGUGUGUGUGU
Messenger RNA from Archocentrus centrarchus (flier cichlid), 4114 nucleotides. RefSeq names its product zinc finger, MIZ-type containing 1a (gene zmiz1a). NCBI's taxonomy places the organism in Eukaryota, Metazoa, Chordata, Actinopteri, Cichliformes, Cichlidae. The transcript has 25 exons. The record is from RefSeq and is a predicted model, not a curated record. Gene Ontology annotation, cellular component: chromatin. Gene Ontology annotation, molecular function: zinc ion binding; SUMO ligase activity. The coding region runs from base 462 to 3749 and encodes 1095 amino acids. Gene Ontology annotation, biological process: regulation of transcription by RNA polymerase II; protein sumoylation.